AUGAGUCUUACCGAUCAAGGUGAAUUCAUAAGAAACAUAACUUCUUGGAGUGAGAGAAGACCAGCAUUCUAUCAUGGACACGUUGCUUUCAUCGACUUUACCAGAUUUGGUUAUAAAAAUCCUGUUUAUAUCAAUAUUGUUCGAGAACCGCUCGAGCGUUUACUUUCACAUUACUACUUUCUCCGAUUUGGCGAUAAUUUUCGCAUUGGACUGAAGAGAAGCAGAGCCGGAAACAACGAGGUGCCUUUUCUGGUUCGAAUUUUGUUUAAUAUGAAUAAAUUCGGGCGGAUGACAAGCGCGCGUCCGUUGAUGCUGCGCGGUUUUGGAAUUUUCAUUUGA
Molecule: messenger RNA, 339 nt
Organism: Cylicostephanus goldi
Lineage: Eukaryota; Metazoa; Nematoda; Chromadorea; Rhabditida; Strongylidae
Source: the annotation of a GenBank genome assembly